GAUUCUGUCAUUCCCUUGAACGAAAAAGAUGGACAAGAUGUUUAUUUUGCCAGUCCAUCAUCUGAAUCAUGUCUGGUAUGUAAGAAAUUGUCAGAAAUCAAUGAUAUUAUCUGGGACCAGAGCAAAGAAAUUGCAGAUUCAAAACACGCUAUAACAGAAGACAGCCAGUCAGAUAAUCUGUUCAAAAAAAUAAAUGAAGAUGACGAGGAAUUUCUUGAAAAUGUUGGACUUCUAUUUUUGUAUGUAACAGACGAACAAUGUAAAAAAGUUAAUAGUCUACG
Funneliformis geosporum is the source of this 281-nucleotide messenger RNA. NCBI's taxonomy places the organism in Eukaryota, Fungi, Glomeromycota, Glomeromycetes, Glomerales, Glomeraceae. The record is from the annotation of a GenBank genome assembly.